AUGGACUCUUCACCACCAACAUCACCAACCAAAACUCAACCACCACAACCACAACAAUCUCAGCCCUGCCACCCCCAAGACUGCUCCCCCGCCUGCCAGUCCGCCAUCCGCCACUCGUCCACCUGGAAGCCCAGCUCGCUCGACCGCCGCCUCAGCUGGAGCAGCCAGGACCAGAAGCAUGCACUGCAGAUGAGCGGCAUUGAUGGUGUGCGGUCGGGGCAUCAGGGGUUUACGGAGAGGGGCUAG
Trichoderma asperellum CBS 433.97 is the source of this 246-nucleotide messenger RNA. NCBI's taxonomy places the organism in Eukaryota, Fungi, Ascomycota, Sordariomycetes, Hypocreales, Hypocreaceae. The record is from RefSeq and is a predicted model, not a curated record.